Messenger RNA from Lytechinus pictus (painted urchin), 3131 nucleotides. Its product is annotated as small ribosomal subunit protein mS27-like. Gene Ontology annotation, cellular component: mitochondrion. The coding region runs from base 53 to 1270 and encodes 405 amino acids. Gene Ontology annotation, molecular function: protein binding. The record is from RefSeq and is a predicted model, not a curated record. The transcript is spliced from 10 exons. Lineage: Eukaryota; Metazoa; Echinodermata; Echinoidea; Temnopleuroida; Toxopneustidae.
AAUUGCAUGCUAGCUAUCGCUAGCAGCAGGACAGAGCGGACCAAGAAGAACCAUGGCGUCUCUGGUAAAGCCAAAAAUUUUCAACAAAUUACCGGCUUAUAUGGCAGCAAUUUCUAGAACAGGUCUAUUAAGGUGUAGAUUUACUAUGAUGAACCCUAAUUUGUUGUCUUCCAAGCGAACACUCCUUUCUGAUGCCUACCAUGCUGAUGAUAUUUGGAUCAAUAGAGAGAGGAUUGUCGUUGACAUGGAUGAAAUGAAGAUCAACCUUGACAGAUCAUUUUAUGAUCUGAAAGAACCUGUCAUGUCUGUUGAACUUCAUAAGUACAUUGACAAUGUGUAUGACAAGGAAGAGCUAGAUGUUUCUGAAGGUUACUUGUAUUGUUACAGACAUUCACCUGUAGCCCAUCAUCUGAGACCAUCAACAGUCCAUUCAUGGCUAAGGCUAUGCAUAGAAUUAGACUAUCCAAAAGAUGCUCUUAAAGUCCUCCAGAAUAAGAGAGACUAUGGACUGUUUCCUGAGAACUACACAUACAACCUUCUUCUAGAUACAUUCUUGAGAGCAAAUGACAUCAAAGGUGCAUGUGAUGUUGCCAUGGUAAUGAUGAAAGAAGAAACAUUAGACAACUGUCCUUUGUCGCAGCUCCUUUCACUCUAUGCCUGUCAUAAAUACUUGAACAUAGGAGAUAUUCCUGAGGAUGAACAGUGGGACAUUGGAAUGACCAUCGCCGAUGCCAGUCGUGGAGUAGGAGGCAGCCUCUCACUCAGCUAUCACGCUAUAGGUUGUGCUAUGACCGGUGAUGUGAACAAGGCCACUAGAUGUCUGCAGAAUGUGGCUGAGACAGAUGGACCAAAGAUUGCACAAGAAGCGCUUGACCGUAUAGCUGCAAUCCUACAACAGAGGGAAGAUGAGAAUACAGAGCUCUUAGGUUUAUUUGAGACCACCACCAAGACACUCUCCAACCAAGGCAAAGUGACGGCAGACACUCUAGACUCGCUCCUGGAAUCAGAGGUCUCCGACCGGCUCCCCGACCUGGAGCGCAAAGACACUGGAGAAUACACGUCCAUCCUCGAGACAUGGCAUGCAGAACACAUGGAGGCCCUCGAGAAAAAGAGGAUAGCAGAGCUUGAAGCAGAGAGGGAGGCCAAGGAGAAACGUCUGGAUGAACUGCUGAGGGCCACAGGAGGCAUCACAUACUGGGCGGAGAAGAUUGAGGAAGCCAAGCAAAGGAAAGCGGCUGCUGAAGGGAAAGCAGAAAUUGAGCAUAGGUAGCAGAUGAACUGGAUGAGUGAUUGCCACUAGACUGUCAUAGAAUGAAGAAUUAUAGAUGGCUUCAAUAAAUGUCUGUUAUUGUGGAUAAACCAUUUGUUAUGCAAUGGAUCAUGCAUGACUUCGCAAGAUAAAUUAUACCUUAUUUGCAAGAAAAAGCCGGGACAAGUUGUCUGAGACAAUGGAUGAUUACGAGUUGCACUAAGGAUUAAUUCAAAUAAUUGUUACUUAAUGCCAGCCUUUUCAGUACCUACGUAGUCCAAAUUUAACAAGUAGAGAAAAAUCGGACUAGAAUAACAGUGAAUACAAAAGUCAUUAGGUUGGCUUAAAGCAAUAUGUUUUUUAGUGUACCUGUUGCAUGAUGAUGUUACUGAUGCCUUUAAGUUGAAAAACUUUGAUGCUACCAGUAUGGAUAUGGGGGCUACCUGACUAACCUCUGUUUCACCUGGUUGUAACGUGGGUGUAACCUUUGUGCACAAUUGUAUAACAUGGUGCAAUUGGGCAUUACCUGUUGAUUUCGGUUUGUAUUUGGAUGCACCCAUAUGUGAACUGGAUGAACAUAAAUGUUAUCUGGUGCAUUGGGCAUUAUCUUGGUGCACCUUGAUUGGUAUUCUUGUAGCACCCAGAUAUAACUUGAUUGUACCUGGGUGCUACCUGAUGCAUAUAGGUGUUAUUCUUGGUACACCUGGAUGUUACCUGGUGAGUUAGGUAUUAAAUGGGUGCAUCUUGGACGGUAUUCUUGGUGCACCUUGAUUGAUAUUCUUGGUGCACCCAGAUAUAACUUGGAUGUACCUGGGUGCUACCUGAUGCAUAUAGGUGUUAUUCUGGGUACACCUGAUGUUACCUGGUGUGUUGGGUAUUAUCUGGGUGCACAUUGGUCGGUAUUCUUGGUGCACCUUGAUUGGUAUUCUUGGUGCACCCAGAUAUAACUUAGAUGUACAUGGGUGCUACCUGAUGCAUAUAGGUGUUAUUCUGGGUACACUUUGGAUCUUACCUGGUGCAUUGGGUGCACCUUGGUUAGUAUUAUCUUACAACUUGCAUUUCAUAUUUUCAUUUCAGUUUCUACCCAUACAUCAAUUGCAUUUGCCUACAAGUAUCUUCUGGUGCAAAAAUAAAACCAAAGAAAAAUCUUUCAGCUCCAAGAUGUAUGUUCCAGAGAUAGAUAAGAUAAUGAGAAUGCUCCAUGCAUGUGUUGAGUCAGCAACAGACUUGCUUGGCAUAUCUGUUCUCAAUAUAGAGGAUGCUCAGAGAGUCAGAGACCAAAUAAAUGUUUCUGCAACUACUUAAAAAUAUUUCUGCUUGAAAUUUCAUCUUUAGUUGCAAUAAUAAGUCAAUUUGAUUGAUGAUCUGAGCACAGGAAUUUCAUUUGCAAUAUCCUCUCUUGGGUAUCAAAAAUAUAAGUGUGAAAUAUAUUGUGCAUUAUUGCAUUUAAAAUAUACUUCACUCUACGUAAUACAUAGGGAGCGCUCUUAUUGGUUGAAGUCUUUGGAUGCUAGUUCUAACAAGAUAUCUGAUUGGAUAUUGUUUAAAGUGGGUUUGGCUUGGCUGACUUGUCACACAAGUUGUAGUGAUUCUCAAAUAUUGGUUUGUAAGCAUUUAAGAAGUAUUCGGCAUACCUGUACCACCGAAAUCCCCCCAUUUGACAUUCUUUAGAUAAAUCUAAUGUAAAAUCCUCCACCUCCCCCUGUUGACAUGAAUGUUAAUCAUGCAGAGGCAACUUGUCCUUAUGUGUCCAGCAGAUUUCUAAAAAAUAUAUCAGUUUGGUCCAUGAUUAAUAAAUGACCAAAAUCACAAAAUGUCACAUUUUCUUUUGAUUUCUGUUUUAAAUACCUGUCCAUGUAUGUGAUGAAUUGAGAUGAAAUGU